This is a messenger RNA of Colossoma macropomum (tambaqui), 5583 nucleotides long. It is a transcript of the gene csf1ra, whose product is annotated as colony stimulating factor 1 receptor, a. Bases 261 to 3167 code for a protein of 968 amino acids. The transcript is spliced from 22 exons. The record is from RefSeq and is a predicted model, not a curated record. Gene Ontology annotation, molecular function: macrophage colony-stimulating factor receptor activity; ATP binding; cytokine binding. Gene Ontology annotation, cellular component: CSF1-CSF1R complex; signaling receptor complex. Lineage: Eukaryota; Metazoa; Chordata; Actinopteri; Characiformes; Serrasalmidae. Gene Ontology annotation, biological process: multicellular organism development; cell surface receptor protein tyrosine kinase signaling pathway; positive regulation of kinase activity.
UCAUUUUGAGGAUUAUUGAAAGACACAGCAGAAGGCUUUAGCUGUGUGUGGAUAAAGUUUGGAUGGAAUCCCCCUUUUUAUUAUUUUAUUUAUUUUUUUAUUGACUAAGUUAUCCUGCAUCAGAACAACACUACAGGAAAAUGAGAAGUUGGUACUAGAAGUGCCGUCAGGGAACCAUCACUUCUUAUUUUCAGGGAAGACGCACGGCAGAGAAGAUUGAUAAAGCAACACGGACGCCUCUGACCGGCCAGCGGUCCGAGAUGUUUCUCCUGAUCUUUAUUCUGGGACUUCUGUCCUGUCAGGCACAAGGGUGGUCGCAGCCUGUGAUAAGGCUAAACCCAGAAGAUGUGGUUGGAUCUGAUGUGGUGCUGAACUCAGGGUCUCCUCUUGUUCUGAUUUGUGAGGGUGAAGGUCCAGUGAUGUGGAGUCCUCGUCUAUAUAAACACAAACGUUACAGCAAGUCGAGUGGAAACAGUUGCACCUUCAGUGUAGAAAAAGCCACCGUCGAGUUCACAGGCACUUACAAGUGCAUAGACAAGAACAAACGUGCCUCCAACUUCUCAUCUGUACAUGUAUUUGUAAGAGAUCCAAACGUUCUCUUCGUGACCCCACCCAGCUUGCGGAGCGUGGUCAAGAAGGAAGGAGAGGAUGCCAUCCUGCCCUGUCUCCUCACUGACCCUGCAGCCACUGAUGUGCAGUUGCGAAUGGACAACGGAACUGCACCACCUGCUGGCAUGAACAUGACAUUUGACCCCAAGAGAGGGAUGCUGAUCCAGAAUGUCCACCCUGGAUACAAUGCCGACUACGUCUGUAGCGUAAAGAUACAAGGCGUGGAGAAAGUGUCUAUAGUCUUCAGUAUCAACGUCAUUCAGAGGGCUCGAUUUCCACCAUAUGUGUUCCUGCAGAGUAAUGAGUACGUGAGAAUCGUCGGUGAGAGACUAGAAAUCAGCUGUUCUACACACAACCCAAACUUCAACUACAACGUCACCUGGAGGCACUCCUCUAGAGCGUUACCACCCCCAAAGGAGAAGGCUAACUCAAGAGGUGACGGGUUGGCCAUUGUAAGUACUCUGACCAUUCCUGCGGUUAGCCUGUCUGACUCAGGGAACAUCACCUGUACAGGAAUCAAUGACGCUGGAGUUAACAGUUCUGCCACAAACCUGCUGGUUGUCGAGAAGCCGUUCCUUAGACUGACUGCUAAACUGCCACCCAGGCUGUCUCAUCAGGGUCUGUCUGUUGAUGUUGCUGAGGGAAAGGAUGUAGAGUUGGGGGUCGACAUAGAGGCAUACCCACCUCUGAAAUUCCAUGGAUGGAAGUUUCCCAACGCAUCACAACCAGAAAUUCCUCCACUCUUCAGGAAUAAUCACAGGUAUGAGGCAAGGCUGAUUCUUAAGAGGCUGAACUCCAGGGAGCAGGGAGAAUACACCUUCCAUGCCAACAGCAGCAAGGCUAACGCUUCCAUAACGUUUCGCAUUCAGAUGUACCAGAAGCCUGUUGUUGUGCUGAGACAGACAAAUGGAAGCUCCGUGACGUGCACAGCAUGGGGCUACCCAGCACCCUCAAUCCUUUGGUACCAGUGCACAGGGACCAGGCCAACAUGUAUGGAAAACUCUACACUGGAGACCCCUCAGCCAAUCCCAGCAGAGACGGUGGAGGUGCAGAGGAAGGAGUUUGGGGAAGUAGAAGUAGAAAGUGCUCUGGCCAUCACACCAUCUGAUCAGACGAUGACUGUAGAGUGUGUGGCAGUCAACGUGGCUGGUCAAGGCAGCGAUACAUUUCCCAUAGAAAAGUCUGAAAAACUGUUCACUGAAGCUCUGACUGGAGCCAUAGGUGUGAUGGCCUUUCUCCUUCUACUCAUCAUCUUCCUCCUGUACAAGUACAAACAGAAACCCAGGUAUGAGAUUCGGUGGAAGAUCAUUGAAGCCACAGAUGGAAACAACUACACCUUUAUUGACCCUACUCAGCUGCCUUAUAAUGAAAAAUUGGAAUUUCCAAGAGACAAGCUGAAACUAGGGAAGAUUCUGGGUGCAGGAGCUUUUGGAAAAGUGGUGGAGGCUACAGCGUAUGGUCUGGGGAAGGAGGACAACGUGACUCGCGUGGCUGUCAAAAUGCUCAAAGCCAGUGCCCAUUCAGAUGAGAAGGAAGCGCUGAUGUCAGAGCUGAAGAUUCUGAGUCAUCUGGGACACCACAAGAAUAUUGUCAACCUGCUGGGAGCCUGCACAUAUGGUGGUCCUGUGCUGGUCAUCACUGAGUAUUGUUGCCAUGGUGACCUUUUGAACUUCCUGCGGAGCAAGACUGAGACCUUCUUGAACUGCGUGAUGACAGUGCCGGGCAUCAUGGAGGAGAGGAGUGACUAUAAGAACGUCACCUCUGAGAGGAUGUUUAUUAGAAGUGACAGCGGCAUUUCCAGCACCUGUUCGGAGAAUUACCUUGACAUGAGACCUGUAGGGCCCAGAACAAACUCAACACAGGUUUCUUCCUGUGGGGAUCAGUUAGCAGACUCAUGGCCAUUAGACAUCGAUGACCUGCUGAGAUUCUCCUAUCAGGUGGCUCAGGGACUCGAGUUCCUUGCAGCUAAAAACUGUAUCCACAGGGACGUAGCAGCCAGGAAUGUUCUUCUGGCGGAUGGACGUGUGGCGAAAAUCUGCGACUUUGGUCUGGCCCGAGACAUCAUGAACGAUUCCAACUAUGUGGUCAAAGGAAACGCUCGUUUGCCAGUGAAGUGGAUGGCUCCAGAGAGUAUCUUUGACUGUGUGUACACAGUACAGAGUGAUGUGUGGUCUUACGGUAUUCUGCUGUGGGAGAUCUUCUCUCUGGGAAAAAGCCCGUAUCCAAACAUCCUGGUGGACUCGAAGUUCUAUAAGAUGAUCAAGUGUGGCUAUCAAAUGUCCCGUCCUGACUUCGCCCCACCAGAAAUAUACACCAUCAUGCAAAUGUGCUGGAACCUGGAGCCCACAGAGAGGCCAACUUUCAGCAAGAUCGGUCAGCUCAUCGAGAGGCUGCUUGGAGACACACCUGAACUGUACCAGAACGUCCAGUCUGGAGAUCAGGUGCUGGAUGAGCAGCAGCUGGAAGCAUGUGACCCUGCCAAGGCCAAUGAAGAGUCAUGUGAACAAGAAGAGGAGGAGCAGCCCCUGAUGAAUGCCAACAACUAUCAGUUCUGUUGAGACCUGUAUGAGCCAUUCCUCUCACUCUUACCUGUGCGCUGUGAAACUUCCACUCACCGGAGAUGAACCCAGUCCAGGAUGAUCCACUGUUAUCUGCAGCUAUGUUUCAGCGCAGGGCCAAAUUUCUCUGUGUUGCUUGUGCGACGAAAAGGUAAAAUCUUAGAGUUAAAGUGCAGCAUGGCAUCAGAGCUUUGUGAGCCGACCUAGAAACCUCUUCUAUCGUUCUGGUGGUUGUGCCAUUACGGGACUUUCUUUAGAAAAUUCUUUAAACCACACAUUUCCGAACUCUUGUCUUCAGUUUCCUCUGAAACAUAUCAAACCACAUCAAAAGUCAUUUUAGAUGCAUAUUCCAUAUCCUUUGCCUGACUUAUGUAAAUAGCAGUUCCCUCUUUGGAUGUGUCGAAAACAGCCAGUUCAGCAUGUUCCAACUUCCUGAUCAUCAGUGUAGUGCAUGUCAUCAAGUUAUUUUCAGUCGAUUCUUACAGACUAUUAAGUGGUCUUGAGCAUUCUUAUGUUUCUUUGUUCUUUUGUGGGCGUGUUAUUUUUCCCCUGUAUGUUUUUUUUAAGCUCUUUAUGAUUUUUUGAUUGGUCAAAAUGAAUAAGCUUGCAAAUGUAUUGCUCAUUUCACACAGUCGUAUGCAAAAGUUUGAACAUCUCAGUGAAAUUAAAUGUUUUUUUGAUUUUCUAAGUGAAAAUAAGUUACCAUCUUUUCUACAGGGAGCUUAAAUGCACCAUUUGUCUGGAAAUGUUUGUGCACAAUUUCUAUUCAUUUACUGAGUUUAACAUAUUGGGAAAAAAUAAAACAUCAAAGAUUAAAUGUGCCAUAAUGUUUGCAUACACGCCACAUUUUAAUGUUUUAUAAACUGUGGGGUGAGAAUGUUAAAUUCAACAAAUACACAGUAAUUGUGCAUUAAAAUCAACAAAACAUGUCAUUGACCAGGUGUGCCCAAACUUUUGCACACAACUAUAUAUGCAUUUGCAAGGUUGGAGCAAAUAUGAUCAGAGGCAUCAUAUGAAAGUUCACUGAGUGAAGAGGUACUAAAGUACUAAAAUGGAAUUUCCUGAAUUCUCAUCUUUCUGAAAUCUCUCAAUGUCAUUCACUGUAUGUAAUGUAUCACUGUAUGUAAUGUAUCACUGUUUAUCAAAAUCUUUAUUGUUGGUGUGUUUCUUGUUUAUUAAGAUGUAUACAGAAUAUUUGUGAAUUUAAUGUAGCAUUGAGCGUACACUGCCAUAUAUCGAGCCUCUGAUCUGCUCAAGGCUCGUCCAUAGAACAUGAUCUCAGUGCAUACUGCCAUUAAAACAGGUUUACUUUUAGCUACAAGAUUUAUACUUUGCUCAUAGUUAAUAGGGUACUGUCAUUAGUUGGUGCAUUUUAUUGAUUCAUUUUAAAACCAUAAAAGACAAAGUAUAUAUGUUUUCAGUGUUUCAGCAGAUAUCUGUUUAAACUGUGUAGCACAUUUACUGAAACUGAAGCUCUCAAGAAUUAAUAAAUUCUGACUCUGUUAAGUACAUGGUGUAUAUCGCUCACUCACAUCUGUCAUAAGCUAUUCAAUAAAGCCAAAGAUCUUGUAAAACUUUUGGAGUUCCAUUUUUCAACAACUAGAGUUAAAACUUCUUAUUUAGUGCUUUAAUACACAGAAGAGGUUCAUUACAUUCCAUUCAAACUUUUUUGUUAAACUUUUAAAGCUGUUCUAGCUUUGUAGAUUUUAAAUACAUCACUUGACUUAAGACUAAAUGGGACCACUGUGACAAUGCAACACUGUGACAAGAGCUGGGUCUAAUUUUGUGAGUUAACGUUGAAUUUAAGAUGCAUCAACACUGAUUUUGUGAGUUAAAGUUGAAUUUAAGAUGUUUCAACACUUUUUGUGAGUUAAAGUUGAAUUUAAGAUGCUUCAACACUGUUUUUGUGAGUUAAUGUUAAAUUUAAGAUGCUUCAACACUUUUUGUGAGCUAAAGUUGAAUUUAAGAUGCUUCAACACUGUUUUUGUGAGUUAAUGUUAAAUUUAAGAUGCUUCAACACUGUUUUUGUGAGUUAAUGUUAAAUUUAAGAUGCUUCAACACUGUUUUUGUGAGCUAAAGUUGAAUUUAAGAUGCUUCAACACUGUUUUUGUGAGCUAAAGUUGAAUUUAAGAUGCUUCAACACUGUUUUUGUGAGUUAAAGUUGAAUAUAAGAUGCUUCAACACUGUUUUUGUGAGCUAAAGUUGAAUUUAAGAUGCUUCAACACUGUUUUUGUGAGCUAAAGUUGAAUAUAAGAUGCUUCAACACUGUUUUUGUGAGCUAAAGUUGAAUUUAAGAUGCUUCAACACUGUUUUUGUGAGUUAAAGUUGAAUUUAAGAUGCUUCAACACUGUUUUUGUGAGCUAAAGUUGAAUUUAAGAUGCUUCAACACUGUUUUUGUGAGCUAAAGUUGAAUACA